UAUCUCCUCAAAAUGAUUUGCCUAUAAAUAAUACAUACAAAAAUCAUUAAACCUACAUUCCAAACAAACAGAUACACAACAAAAGACAUACCUGGAGAAGGAGGUGAGCACAGUUUUGUGAAUAAUUCCACCCAUCAAAAACCUGAUGCCAACCUUUAAUCGAGACAGCAGACUCAGCGGGACUUCUGACCCACAACAUGAAGGCUAAACCGGAGAACAGAGCUUGACCAAACUGUUUUCUAAGCAAAGGUUUCUCUUUGAAGUGACACCAGUGAUGUCACUGCUGACCUUUAAAUGUGAGAAAAAGAAAAAAAUAUGCAUCUGAUCUGAGAACAGUGUGGCUCUCUGUGAUAUGAAUGUUUUACAGGUUACUGAUUGUGGGAGCAUUUCUGAAACCAGUUUCAAGGGUAGUUGAUAAGGAAACUAUUCUAGGCAACAUACAGAGGAAAGAGAGAGGUGGCCUAUACAGAAAGUCUGCUGUGAUUGGUCACUGUGUAUUGAAAUAAAUGAUGGACAGAGCUGAACUAAACUUUCAAACCUACACACUGACCACUAAGAAGUAACUCACAGAUCUCCAUUGCAGAUCAUCCAAACAGAGUUGAUCUGCGUUAUCAGCCACAAUGUGGAUCCUACAGAAAGUGCAGGCGGGAGCAGAAAGUCUGCCGGUGCAGAUCAAUCACCUCAUCAGCAAAAACAAAGAAGAGAUUUCAGCCAAGACCAGCAUCUUCAAUAAACUGCACAGCAACGUCCUCACACCUGAUAAAAUCCCUGACUUUUUCCUGCCGCCCAAACUGACCAAGCGCUGCCUCAUGGCAGACGCUGAAAAAAUCUCACAGUGUUUGAACAAAGAAAAAAAAGUUCCCAACUUUGCAAAAACAUCACUGUCAAGACCUGGCACCGCUCAGCCACUGAGAGCGAGUCUAAACAAAUCUACAGCGGCUUUAAACAAACUCAAACCCAUCCCAUAUUCACUGAAAUGCUACGAAUCUGGUUUAUUCGAAAGUCCGAACACGCGUCGCAAAGAGUCUUUGUUCCAUUCGGCACUUACCAGUUAUACACUAGAGCGAAUGACCAUCAAAACACCCAAACUGUCCUGCAGAGCAGUGCUGAAGACGGCCAGCACUGAGAGUGACACGCCUUCGGCAGACUCCUCCCCUUACUCAACACCUCCUCCAAUCAGAAGGGAGGAUUUCACCAGUGAACAGCCAAUCUCUGAAGAGCCGAUUCAGCUAGAUGCCUUUAGAAAGGAGAAAAACAAAGUUCACUCCACUCCAGACAAAAAAUUCAUCUCAGAAGUCCCUCACCGUGCUAAAGUUAUUCAAACGUCCCGCUGCACCAAACUAGCCCCGCCUAUCCAGUUCCCACUGGACAUGCUGCACUGCCAGGAACGCUUCCAUCAGGAGCACGUGCUUCCUCUUCCUCAGAGAGGACGGGUGCGCGUCUCUGCCUUCAGGACCAGCGCAGCCGGGUGCUCUACGACAAUUCGCAUCCGUGUGAUCUCUGUGGAAGGUUUGAGAGAUAUCAGUGACCUUCGACCUCUGACCUGCAGCUUGACCCUAAGCCUCACUCCAGGCAAGCUGCAGCGGCAACACAGCGCCAUCAUCAGGAACUGCCGUAACCCUGUGUUCAAUGAAGAUUUCUUCUUCCAGGAACCUGAAGAGCAGCAGGGUAAUUUGAGAGAUCUGGCGCUCAGACUGAAGGUGCUGGAUAAGGCCUCAGGACUGGGCCGAGGAGUGGUGCUGGGAAUUGUCAUCAAACCUCUCUGUCAGCUACUGCCACUGUGAUGUGAACACACAUGGAAAUGUGCUCCAUUUGUAGUGUUUUGUGUGUCAUUUUGACUGUGAUAGAGCUUGUUUUGAUAGUCUAAAUUAGCAAGAGUUAGUGUUAUUGAGCCAUAAAAGGUCCCAUGCCAUACUGACGUUAUUAUCCAAAAAAAUCUGGUUUGUUGAGGUUGCAAACAUGUUUAAUAAUGAUUCAGUAAAGAUCGUUGUUCAACGCGGAGCAACCCUAAGGGGACAUGGUGAUGGAAAAGAAAGUUUUGCAUUGCUAGGAGAAAGUUUUGUGUUUCCCCCAAGAAACUCUGAGUUCCUUCACAAAAAAAGAAACAUUUGCUCACAAUUGGAGUUCUUCUAUUAAAAAAGCAUUCCCUCACAAAUUUUUUGAAAAACUUCAACUUUGUGUUCAACUUUUGGAUUCUUGCAAGAAACUUUCUUUGUUCAAAAAAAAAAAACUUUUACAUUUCCCCGCCAAGAAACUUCGCAUUUCCUCACAACACUUUUGUGUCUCCCUGAAAACUGUUGUGUUUCAUCACAAGUUUUGCAUUGCCCCCAGAAACAUUUGUUUGCAAAACUUUAAAAAAUUAGCAUUCGUUAACGUGUGUUGGCAGUUUAUGUACACAUCCACCCUAUUAUGACAAAAAUCCACCCAGUGUUUUUUAUUUAAUCUGUAAAAAUAAUUUCCUCUUUUUCAAAUCAAGCCAUUCUCAGCAUCUUGUCUGUGUGACGUCACACCGUCAGAGGCCGCUCUCACGAUAGUUGAUUGACAUUGGCAUCUUACCUUAGACCCGCCCUGAUGAGUUGUAACAGUCUGAUCACCAUUGUCAAUGACGGAACAGGGAUGUAUACAAGAAUGGCUCCUAAGCAAUUGACAUGUUCUGUUGUUUGAUGUAAUAAUGAACAUAGUGGUCGUCAUUUACUCCCGACAUCUGAGCUGCUGAAGAUGCAGUAUAUUUGGUUUGUUUGUGAAUGGAAAUCAUUCGUGAUCCAGCUUCAUGAAUCUGUGCAAUAAGCAUUCCUAAUAACGUGCUAGUUAGUAAGUUUCAUGGCUAAAUGCGGCUAAAGUAAACAGGCUUGUCACUCCACAGAGAGAAGAGAGGGGCGGGGCGAGCAGAGCUCAUUAACAUUUAAAGCAACCUCAACCAGAACAGGAUGAUUUUUGCCUAGAUUUUUUGCUCAAUCUAGAAACAAAAAACACUGAAGUACAAAAAAAGUUUUAAAAAAAAUUUACCCUUUGGGAAGCUAUAACAGGGUUUUUUUUUAGCAAAGGGGCCUGUCAAAAUAUACCCAGCCUAAACAAAAACUCAAAACUUCACAAAUCACCUGGUGAGCACAAGCAUGCAAAGUUUUAGGGAGAUCAAUGUUGGGAAUUUUGUAAAACAUCAUAUCUCUAUGGUAAAUGGCCUGAAUUAGCUUUUUUAUCAUUGAUUUAGGUUGUUACAGGCUUGAUAAAUAAUGUAUAAUGUCUUUUUUCAUAUGUUUUUUAAUGCUUUAAAGUGCUUGAACCCCAGUAAUCGCUGCUUGCAGCUAUAUUUAGUUUAAUUUUUUAUUAUUUUUUAUUUAUUAUUGGUGCUAGAAAACAACAUGCUAGUUACUUGCUAGUAUGUUUUGAGCUGUAUGCUUGACAGUAAUCAAUUUUUAUACAAUCUAAACAUAAAAAUACAUCCAGCCAUAAAUAAAUGAAUGUAAUUUUUUUAUUGUUGUGUUGUUUUGUACUGUUGUGCUAUGUAUUUACUGUAUGUGCCUCACAUU
This is a messenger RNA of Labeo rohita (rohu), 3527 nucleotides long. Its product is annotated as C2 calcium-dependent domain-containing protein 4C. NCBI's taxonomy places the organism in Eukaryota, Metazoa, Chordata, Actinopteri, Cypriniformes, Cyprinidae. Bases 621 to 1784 code for a protein of 387 amino acids. The record is from RefSeq and is a predicted model, not a curated record. The transcript has 2 exons.